AUGAGUUCUGCCGUCUUUGGUGUUGCUAAUCUUGCAGUAACUACUGCUUCUGCAAAGUCUUCUAAUGAAGCUAGAAGCCGUGCUAUUGCGCUUUAUAGAAGAUUUCAAAAAUCAGUACCUGAUAUGAUGAAGAUUCACGAACUCAACCUGCCCACUUCAGCUGUUAGAGCCAAAAUUCGUGAAGAGUUUGAAAGACAUCGCUUUGUUGAAAAUCUUCAAGUUUGUGACAUUUUAUAUGCCAAAGGAGAAAUGGAAUAUCAGGAAAUUAUGAAUGUUUGGAAACAAACCAACCACAUCAUGAACUAUUUUGCAAAGGAAGAAGCACCAGCUAAGCCUACAACCUUUUUAGAAAAGUUUUAUGAAGGAAGAUCUUAA
This is a messenger RNA of Rhizopus microsporus ATCC 52813, 375 nucleotides long. RefSeq lists its product as uncharacterized. The record is from RefSeq and is a predicted model, not a curated record. NCBI's taxonomy places the organism in Eukaryota, Fungi, Mucoromycota, Mucoromycetes, Mucorales, Rhizopodaceae. The transcript has 2 exons. Bases 1 to 375 code for a protein of 124 amino acids. Gene Ontology annotation, biological process: response to oxidative stress.